Molecule: messenger RNA, 2830 nt
Organism: Stylophora pistillata
Lineage: Eukaryota; Metazoa; Cnidaria; Anthozoa; Scleractinia; Pocilloporidae
Product: guanylate-binding protein 6
Molecular function (GO): GTP binding; GTPase activity
Source: RefSeq, a predicted model, not a curated record
UCGCCGGUACUCGAACUUUGGCUUACGAAGACAUUAUAAAAGGCACUUCGCUCCAGGAAUUCCACUGGAAAGAGAGUGGUGAACUGAGGCCAAGUCGGGCACCUUUAUCGCCCAAACACGGCUCAUCAAUCUCCUCUUUUGAUGAAAGACCAGUUGAAGAAGCACUUGAGGAGCUGAGGAAAGUCAAAGGUCCAGUGUGCACCGUGACUGUCGCUGGUCCUUUGAGGAAAGGAAAGUCUUACAUUUUGAGUGAGGCUUUUGAUCAACCAGGGGUGUUCCCUCUUGGUCACGAAUUUGAUCCGAAGACCAUGGGAAUAUGGAUGUGGAUUGUGCCAGAGAAAUAUAAGGACAAAAGUGGCCAGGAGGUCACAGUUGUGCUGUUGGAUUCAGUGGGUGUUGACGCUGCUUUCGGUGAAGGCCGUGAAGACAAUCAGAUAUUUACCUUAACCGUUUUGUUGGCAUCUGUGCUUAUUUAUAACUCAAGCGGCGUCCCCACAAGACACGAUCUCGAGAGUCUGCACUUUAUCUCAGAGCUUUCUGAACGAAUUCAUGCAAGAUCUAACUGGAAACAGACUGCUAAGAAAGAAGAAGAGUGCUUACACAGAACGUUUCCUUUCUUUUUUUGGUUGCUGAGGGAUGUGGCGCUCUCCAUUCCACGCGACUACACAGACUACAAGGAUUACUUCUUGAAAAAGGUUUUCCGUGAGGAGAAUUCUGGGAGUGGGAGUCAACAGAGCCGGGAGGUAGCUGAAGGCAUCUUAAGAUUCUUUCCUGGUUUUGAAGCGUUUUCCCUGCCUCUUCCUACGGCUGAUGAAGAGAUAAUGAGAACCAUCAGCGUGAAUAAGGAUCAGCUACAGACAAAAUUUUUGCGCCAGUUAGAGGACUUUAAACGCUUGGUAAAGUCCAUACUGGUUCCAAAACACAGCUACACAGAAGGAGAGCUUGUAACUGGUGAAGGUCUGGCCGCUUUAGUGAGCCAGUACGUUGAUGCAAUCAACACCACUGGCUUUCCUCCAGAUGUGCAGGGAGCGUGGGACCAGUUUGUACAAACCAAAUGUUUUGAAACUAAAAAAACCUGCGAGAAGAAAUAUUGUGAGGUUGUGACCUUACUACUGUCUGAAAAACUGCCUUGUGAUAACGAUAAAGUACGGGAGUAUCACAACUCUGCACUGGAGGAAACUGAGGAGCUUUUCCUGAGGGAAAUGAUCGGCAUUUCAACAAACAAAGUAGAGAAGCAACUAAGGCAACUUAAGAUAUCCCUAAACCAACAGUUGAAGGAGUGGCAGGCUAAGAAUUCAAAAUUAACGAAAGAAGGCUGCGAAAAUCUUCUUUCAGAACUAAAAAAAAAGCACUUCGAUCCGAUCAUUGAGCAACUGCAAGGAAGAGAUGGUUCGAAAUUAACAUUUGGUUACAUCCAGAGAGGUUACCUACACAUCAAAGAUGACUACGAUGCAAAAGCAAAGGGUGCGAAAGAUGCCAUUGCUGCUGCGUUCGCCGAAUUUCACCCCAAAAUAGCAGCGGAAACUAAGCAAUACAUCGGUAUUCUAAGGCAACUGAAAGACUUUGACGAACAUGCAGCGAGAGAGAAGGUAGCCGAAGCUUACAGGGAGCGGGAAAGAAGACGACUUGAGGAAGAGCGGAUGCGCUUAGAGCAAGAAAAGCAAGAACAAGAGAAGGAGAUGAAAAUGCUGAUUACCAGAAUAGAAGAGGAAAGAGUUGGGAUGCUAGAGAAAAUGAAAAAUGAAAUGGAACAAGAGAAAGAACAAUUGCAGAAUAUGAGGGAAGCAGGCUUACGGGAGGCAAAACUUAAACGAGAGGCUUUCAUUGAAGAAAAACAUGCCCUAGAAGAACGGUUACUGAAAAUGCGAGAGAAAGACGAGGAACAUAUGAAAAUGAUAAAGAGGUUCUCAGAAAUGAUCACCAAUCACCAAAGAGAGAGAAUAGAGCGUCGUGAACAACUGAAAGAACUUCCUCAGGAAGAUAUCGAAGAGUCCUUGAAUGAGCUGAGAAGAAAGCAAUCAGAAGAGGAAAAUGAACUCCUGAAGAAGAUGGAUAUUUGUGCGGACGACAACCAAGGGGAUGUUCCUCAGAUGAUGGCCUUGAGGGCUCUAAAGAUAAGAAUGGAGGAGAACGAAGAGGAACAAGAAUCUCUCGUGAGAACAGUCCUUGGUGGCAUUGCAAAAGUUAGUCGACCGGCUGGUAAAUUAAUAGCCUUGUAUCCUCCAGCGGCGCCUUAUGCUGAAAACGUCGCCGACGGCAUUGCUGGUGUUGCUGAAGCUUUAUUGGAGGCUGACUGUGUUGUCAUGUGAGAAGAGCAAUGCGGUUGUUUCCGGACAUGAAACGAAUGAGUGUCUUCAGUUUUCAAGAAACAAUGUUUUUGAUAAUCGUGCUAAUCACCACUUUAGAUAAGGCAUAGCUGAUGUAGAGAGUAUCCUUACACCUUUUUCUGUCAUUUCUAAGAGAGGGCUUUCAUCUGUAAAAGAUGCAACUUCCGUUGCAAGUUACCUUUGUGAAGCAAUGUUUAAUCAGAUUCAGGUGUACAACAGCGAAACGUAAUUGACACAAUCUUUUAAUUGUAGGAAACAGUGCAAUAGCAACUAAACUCGAGUCAGUGAAGUCACAAUAUGGAUUGCAUUUUGAUUUUUUUAUUGACUAACUCACAUUCCUAGCACCUUGACCAUUCCCAAAAUAUUUGAGAAAGGAAAAAGAAAUACCCUUCUAUUCGUUUUACUUCUGAUACUCUGGUGUAAGUAAAGGUGUAGUCUGAUCGUCCGGGUGAGUGUAGUCCUGAGAAGGACUGUUGUCGGUGGUAGUGACUGACGUUUCGACA